AUGUUCGUGCUGCCCCCUCCCCCGCGCUUCCCCAGCAGCCAGUAUGGCCUGGGGAUGCCAGGACAGCCAGUCAUCGAGACGAACAACGUGCUCAGUCACCCUACGGGGCCUGAACAUCAACUUGUGGUUGGCGAAGGUACCUACGUCUUGAAAGACAGCCUUCACCUGGCGACCCCUCCUCCGCAUCCCUCCGAAGCGCCCGUCCAUAACCCCAACCCGCUGGCGACCACGCCCUCGCCCCCUUCCGCAGGGACCAAGCUUUGCCUAACAAUACUUUCCCCGCGGCCGAGCCAAUUUCCCCGGUUGCAACGCUCCGACACCACCGCCAGCGCCCUGUCUGGAAUGCCCCCAAGCAUCGCAGAGAACCCCCAAGAAUCGCACAGUGCUGGCAGUGACUUCAGCUCGCCAUAUACUAGAAGCAAUGGUUUCGGCUCGGUCCCUUCCUUUGGGGAGGGAAACCCAUCUCUCCUCAUUCCAAACGGCAAGGAAUCCAAGGAUCCGUUGAAGCGGCGGAAACCGAAGAACAAUAUAAUUAAAAGCAAUUCGUCAUUUGUAUCAAGAGUUAUUCCACACGAGGCUCUGCAAAAGCGCUUACAGGAGAGGGCUGCAGACGGGUUAAUGGCAUUCGCGAAUGUGAACAGAGCGCUCCAGUGGCUGGAUCUUUCUGCUACUACCAAGGAUGAGCAUUUGACCAAGAUCCUGUUCACGAAAGCACAUGCAUUGUGUCAUGACGUAAAUAAGGUCACCAAACUCAGCAACCAUAUCGAUAUCGUCCUGGGCUUCUCGACGGGCGACAUAAUAUGGUACGAGCCAAUGUCGCAGAAAUACGCCCGCAUCAACAAGAACGGAGUUAUAAAUGGAAGCGCGGUUUCGGAGAUCCGCUGGCUGCCAAAUUCUGAUAAUCUGUUUCUUGCGGCCCACAUGGAUGGGACGUUGGUGGUAUACGACAAGGAGAAGGAGGAUGCUCCAUUCGUUUCCGAGGAGACGAACCUGCCAAAUGAUAAGCCGGCGAGCGACAAGGAUGAGAGCACGUCACUGCAUAUCAAGAAGUCGGUCCAAUCAAGGAACCAGAAAAGCAACCCGGUCGCGGUCUGGAAGGUCUCGAGCACCAAGAUCAACGCGUUUGCAUUUUCGCCAGACAACAGGCAUCUGGCGAUCGUGUCGGAGGACGGCUCGCUACGCAUCAUCGAUUAUUUGAAGGAGCAGCUCCUCGACGUUUUCAGCAGCUACUACGGGGGGCUGAUCUGCGUAUGCUGGUCGCCGGACGGGAGAUAUGUGGUGACUGGCGGGCAGGAUGACCUCGUGUCCAUCUGGUCGCUGGAAGACAGCAUGCUCGUCGCACGGUGCCAAGGUCACAACUCGUGGGUCUCGGGUGUAGCCUUCGACCCGUGGCGGUGCGACGAUCGCAACUACCGAUUUGGCAGCGUGGGCGAGGACUGCAGGCUUCUGCUGUGGGACUUCAGCGUUGGGAUGCUGCACAGGCCGCGAGCGGCAUCGGUCCGCGCAAGAGGCAGCAUCUCGUCGCAUCUCCCGCAGCCGCGAACCCGGGCGGACAGCUCGACGACUCGGCUGCGAUCGGACUCGAAUCUCACGACGGGCAGCGCAGACGGCGGCGAGCAGGUUGUGCACCCUGUCGAGCCUCGGGCCCGAACGGCCAUGUUACCGCCGGUGAUGGUGAGCAGGGCAUUCGCGCCGGGCCUAGCGAACGGGCCGGCAGCAUCCAUCAGAACAGCCGGGGCUAACGCGACCGGUGUGAGCAGGCAAAAUCUGUUGACGAGCACCCACUUUGCUGGCUUGGGUUCGAGGAAGAUUGCAUUCUGA
Molecule: messenger RNA, 1821 nt
Organism: Diplodia corticola
Lineage: Eukaryota; Fungi; Ascomycota; Dothideomycetes; Botryosphaeriales; Botryosphaeriaceae
Product: catabolite repression protein crec
Exons: 6
Coding region: 1-1821 (606 amino acids)
Biological process (GO): carbon catabolite repression of transcription
Cellular component (GO): cell tip; nucleus; cell division site
Molecular function (GO): protein binding
Source: RefSeq, a predicted model, not a curated record